AAGCUUCGGAUGUGGAAUGAUUAGGGGACGUUUGAUUAAGGAUCAAAAACAUGUAGAGGAGGGGAAUUGGUGCGGAUUUCUCCUCCUCCAUCAAACGCCGAAAAACUUUACCCGUGAAAUGGAUGGUUUUUUGGUUUAAACUCACCGGGCAAGGUUCCUCAUCAUCCAGCAGCAGAAUUGCGCCAUCUUCAGCGCUGUGCAUCCUCCUACCUCGGCGACCUUCCGUCCUCAGCAGGCAUACAUCCACAGGAAAUGGGACUCCUUAGCAUCAUUAGGAAGAUCAAGAGGAGGGAAAAAGAAAUGCGCAUCCUUAUUGUGGGCCUCGAUAAUUCUGGCAAGACGACAAUUGUUUUGCGAAUAAAUGGUGAAGAUACGAGCGUUAUCAGUCCCACUUUGGGUUUCAAUAUCAAAACCAUCAAAUACCAAAGGUGCUCCCUGUGUAAAGAUAAGGGAGCUCCUUGUGAGGAUACCAGGCAUGUUCAGGACUAUUGCCUAAACAUUUGGGAUAUUGGUGGACAGAAGACGAUUCGAUCCUAUUGGAGAAAUUACUUUGAACAGACUGAUGGUUUAGUAUGGGUGGUCGACAGUUCGGAUGAUCGCCGAUUAAAUGACUGCAGAUUGGAGUUGCAUAAUCUUUUGAAAGAGGAGAGAUUAGCAGGUGCUUCCUUACUGAUAUUGGCAAAUAAACAGGACAUACAAGGGGCACUUAGUCCAACAGAGAUAACUAAGAUGUUGAAGCUGGAGGAUUUGGACACAAACAGGCAUUGGAAAAUUUUUGGUUGCAGCGCUUACACUGGGGAAGGUUUGCUUGAGGCCUUCAACUGGCUAGUUGGGGACAUUGCCUCUCGAAUUUACGUUCUUGAAUGAAUUUUGGAUCCAUGAACUGAUGCCCUUGUCAGUGCUGCAUUUUUUUAAUCUUAGCAUCGUUAGAUGCGUGUACCUUUUUGUGUAUGGAAUCAUGCUUGAAAUGGAAAAUGAAAUUCAACUAA
Nymphaea colorata (pocket water lily) is the source of this 989-nucleotide messenger RNA. RefSeq names its product ADP-ribosylation factor-like protein 2. NCBI's taxonomy places the organism in Eukaryota, Viridiplantae, Streptophyta, Magnoliopsida, Nymphaeales, Nymphaeaceae. The transcript is spliced from 6 exons. Gene Ontology annotation, cellular component: microtubule cytoskeleton; cytoplasm. Bases 253 to 867 code for a protein of 204 amino acids. Gene Ontology annotation, molecular function: GTPase activity; GTP binding. Gene Ontology annotation, biological process: protein folding. The record is from RefSeq and is a predicted model, not a curated record.